This is a messenger RNA of Wyeomyia smithii (pitcher-plant mosquito), 1273 nucleotides long. RefSeq names its product serine protease grass-like. The coding region runs from base 146 to 1267 and encodes 373 amino acids. Gene Ontology annotation, biological process: proteolysis. The transcript is spliced from 4 exons. The record is from RefSeq and is a predicted model, not a curated record. Gene Ontology annotation, molecular function: serine-type endopeptidase activity. Lineage: Eukaryota; Metazoa; Arthropoda; Insecta; Diptera; Culicidae.
CUUCGCGCUUCACUAUUAUGUUCAGUCGUGUGGAGUGAUCCGAUCGAAGCGGACGUGUUUCUAAUAUUCGGCAGUGUUAGCGUUAGGCGAAAAAAAAAAUCAAAACACAAAUUACAAGACUGAAGAGUGUAUAUAUCAUUAAAUUAUGAAUUUUAUUGUCAUGACGAAGAUAGUUUUAGUAUUCUUAGGAUUAAGCUGGACGCUUUUAUUGGGCGUAGCUGCGCAAAGUGCGCCCUGUACCACUCCAGUUCAGCAACCGGGUCUGUGCGUACCGCUGCAGCACUGUCGAAACAUUUACAGUAUUAUUAAGAACAAGCAGAGACCGUCACAGGGACUUUUGAACUACAUUCGUCGAGCGGUGUGUCAUUUGCCCGACAUAAGUAAGGCAGUGUGCUGCCAGUUGACCGAAAUUGAUGAAGCGGCACAUGAAAGCCCAGUCACCACUCCAACUGCGGUUUUACCCACAAAUUGUGGCACCACGACAGCGGACCGCGUAGCGUACGGUAAAGAAACCGGAGUCUUCGAGUGUCCCUGGAUGGCUCUGCUACGGUUUAAAGAUUUCAACCUGGAAAUCGUUGAUGGCUGCGGUGGUACACUGAUCCACGAGCGCAACGUUCUAACUGCGGCCCAUUGUCUGCAAGACAAAAAACUCAAGCUCGAUCAUGUUCGACUGGGAGAGCACAACAAAAUUACAGACAUCGAUUGUGAGGGAGAUGAUGGAGACUGCGCGGGACCAGUUCAAGAUGUCAUGGUAGAACAUGCAAUCCCGCAUCCGAACUACAAUCGGCCUAGAUACAGUAACGAUAUCGGGCUUAUCCGCUUAGCAACCAGUGUCACAUUUAAUGAUCAAAUUAAACCAAUCUGCUUGCCUACAAGCAGUGAGUUCCGAAACUUGUUGCAUAGCAAAUACGUGCUCACAGGCUGGGGAACGACGGAAGCAAACUCGGUCUCGAAUGUACUCUUGAAGGCAUAUCUUCCACGGGUGGAAAAUGCCGAAUGCGCACAAAUACUGAAAAGAAACAGUCUCUCAAUAACUCUCAGCGAGAGUCAGCUGUGUGCGGGAGGAACGGAACGGAAGGACAGCUGCAAGGGAGAUUCGGGGGGACCCCUUGGAACAGUUGGGCUGCUCUUCGAUGAACCCCGUUUCAUACAGUUCGGAAUAGUUUCGAUCGGCGUCAACAGUUGUGGCGUGAAAAAUAUUCCCAGCAUUUACACCAGGGUUGGACACUACAUGGACUGGAUAGUAGCAAAUAUAAAACCAUCAUGAUUACAA